Messenger RNA from Emiliania huxleyi CCMP1516, 483 nucleotides. RefSeq lists its product as hypothetical. The record is from RefSeq and is a predicted model, not a curated record. The coding region runs from base 1 to 483 and encodes 160 amino acids. Lineage: Eukaryota; Haptophyta; Isochrysidales; Noelaerhabdaceae. The transcript is spliced from 4 exons.
AUGACGGCCGCACGACCGCAGCUCGUGUGCGUGCGGCCGUCUUUGUCCGGAGUGAAAAGCCGACGUCAGCUUUUUGCGUCUGAGGCCGACGGCCUCGCUGAGGCCGACGGCGGCGCUAGGGGUCCCCUAAGAGAAGACUGGUGCCUGAUAUGCUGCCUCCCUGCGGAUGCUGCCGGCGAGCCUGGCGGUCCGCUGUACUACAAGGAUGUGCUGACUCGAUCCUACCCCGCAAUCUUCUACCCCCACGACUCGGAACACGAAUGCAUUCGUGGCAUCCUAUGGGUCGUCCAGAGUAUCGACCUCUGGCUUGUCAGCCGCCCCACCGAGGGCACCAUGAAGUACAGCGAUCGCCACCUCGCUGGCCUCUCCGCAAGCAAGGCCCCCGACCGCGUCGAACUCAUCGGCGCGGGCUCUCUCGGCUACGAUGCGGGACCGGCCCCGUACGGGACCGGCGGACCGGCCCCAGCUUCGGCUGAGGGCUAA